UUCUCCUCUCCUAACGAAACGUCUCAUUCUCUCUCAUAACGUUUGUCUGCCGUGUUAAAGUUGGAUUUGUUGUGCAGCGUUUUUAUGUUGUAUUGUAAAUCAAAUUAAAAUUUGAUACACUGUAUUAUCGAGUGGUGUUUUUUACUGAGUGGUGUGAUACGUAUCUUAAGAGCUAAUUUAUAAAUUAAGUUAUCGAUAAUUGUUUAUUGUAUCUGUCAGUCCAAUCCUAGCCUACAAUGGGCUCACAUAAAAAGCACAAGAAAGAUUCGAAGAAACGUAAACAUCGCGAGCGUGAUCGUAGUAGAUCGGGUUCAGUUGAAGAAGUAGAAAAGGAAAAGCGUCGUCAUAAGAAACAUCACAAGGAGAGGAAGAAAGAAAAACGUCCUAAACCUAGAAGUGAUGAAUCAUAUGAAAGUGAAGAUGAUGAUGUUAUCUUGGUACCACCCCCACCUCCACCGAAGAUAUCGCGGCCAGACACACCUCCUGUACCUCCACCACCUGUCAUCUCAGCCUUGUCAUCACCACCGCAAGCUCCGUCACCUCCUCGCAUCUCGUCCUCCUCUGACCAGAGUCUCAGCAUCGAGGAGACAAACCGUCUGCGAGCCAAACUGGGGCUCAAACCACUGGAGGUGGCUCAACCGACGGCUAUUAAGGGGGAGGAGAAAUCUGAGAAAACACUUGAGGGUGGGAUGGACAUGGGCGAGUUUGUACAUAAACCCGCUGAUAACAUUGCUGCCAAGUUGAAGUCUGAGAAACUGAAAGCAAAAUUGGCUGAGCGCAAGGAAAAACGGGCUCUUGAAGCGAAGUUGGCAAAAGUGAAGCGACUAGCUGAUGACAGUGAUGACGAGAGUGCGUCUGCUUGGGUAGUGAAAAACCGGAAAAUAACAGAAGAACGACUUAAAGCAGAAAAGAAAGCUAAAGAACUGGAUGAUAUGGAUGCGGUGUUUGGUGUGGGCGAACUGGUGGAGGAAGAGUUGAGAUCAUCACGCAAAGAAGCCUACACUGCCCGAGACCUGAGGGGCUUGCGGGUCGAACAUGAUGUUGAUGGAUUCACUGAAGGGAAAGAAAUUAUCUUGACACUGAAGGACAAAGGUGUAUUAGAUGAAGAAGACGAUGCUUUGGUCAAUGUCAAUUUGAUGGAUGAUGAACGCUACAAGAAGAACAUUGACAGAAGGAAACAGAAGCCCCACCAAUUCGGCUAUGAUGCGUACGGGGAAGAAGAAGAAGAGGAUGAGCGGUCUGUGCUUGGCAAGUAUGAUGAGGAGAUUGAUGGAGAAAAGAAAACCAGUUUUUGUGUCGAUGAAAUGCAGAAGAAGAAGGUGCAGGUUAAAUCCAAACUACAGUUGCAUAAGAGAGUUGAGAGCCUUGUGACGCCAGCCCUUCAGCUGGCCUCAGACUACUACACCGAACAAGAGAUGGUUAAGUUCAAGAAGCCCAAGAAAAAGGUACGCAAGAUUCGGGAGCGCAAAUCAAAGAUCCUGAAGGCUGAUGACCUGCUGGUUGACAAUGCGUCUGGUGGCAACACAGAGGACUGGCUGCGGGAGCUUGGCUCACGUCGAACACCACAGGUUAAUCUCAAACCUGACCCAGAUAACUUCGACAUAGACAGCUUUAACACAAAUGGUGAAGUUCCACCCGAGGCAGUUAGGGUAAAGGAGGAACCAGGUGAUGACCCAAUGGAUAUUGACGAUGUCCCAGACCUGAAUGAAGAUCUGUCCAAUAUCAAAGUGGAGCAAGACGAUAAUGAGCUCGAGAUGGCUCUCAGAAAAGCUCGGAAACUAAAGCAGAAAGAAGCAGCUGAAGCUUUAAAUAAUCCUGACAAGGUGGCGAGGAUGGUGCUGAGUGAGGAGAUGGGCUAUGGGGAGGCGGGGACCGGGGGGGGCUCUAUAGUUCUCAACUCCACAGCAGAGUUCUGCCGUACCCUGGGCGACAUACCUACCUACGGUCUGGCCGGCAACCGAGACGAGGACGCUCAGGAAAUGCUGGACUUUGAAAGAGAAAUAAAACAGGAGAGGAUGAAAGAGGAGUCGUCUGUUAAAAGGAGUGGUUGGAACGAUGUUGAAAUGGAUGAGCGGUUGGUGGAUAUCGCACAGUAUGAAGCUCCAAUACUGGACGCUGAACCCGACCUUGCAGCCGGUGUGGCAGGAGCCCUGCGAUUGGCAGUCAGCAAGGGUUACCUGGAGAAGGAAACCACCAAGCGGCCAUCAGCUUCCCGCCUACAGCAUCUACAGGCUCAGAAUUACUCCAUUGAAGACAAGGCUCACACAGAGGAUGACAAGUUUGGCCGUCGGGAGAGAUACUGCGGUCCUACCUCUGACUUCAAGGAAAAGGAUGGCUACAAGCCCAAUGUAAAAUUGGAUUACAUUGAUGACAAUGGACAUGUUCUCUGCGCUAAGGAGGCAUUCAGGUACCUGUCUCAUAAGUUCCAUGGGAAGGGGCCUGGCAAGAACAAGGUGGAGAAGAGAAUGAAGAAGGGAGAACAGGAAGUGCUGAUGAAACAAAUGAGCAGCACAGACACACCCUUGGGCACUCUGAACAUGCUGCAAGCCAAACAGCGGGAGACGCAAUCACCGUACGUGGUACUUAGUGGCAGCAAACAACUACACCAAACAGCAUCUAUUUCAAAAACCAAAUUGUGAAGAAUAUGGCGACCAGAAAGAAAUUUAUCAAUUUUGUUAUUGAAUAUUAUUGUACAAAUAUUUGUUAGUAUAUAG
Messenger RNA from Homalodisca vitripennis (glassy-winged sharpshooter), 2714 nucleotides. RefSeq names its product U4/U6.U5 tri-snRNP-associated protein 1-like. NCBI's taxonomy places the organism in Eukaryota, Metazoa, Arthropoda, Insecta, Hemiptera, Cicadellidae. The record is from RefSeq and is a predicted model, not a curated record. Gene Ontology annotation, biological process: maturation of 5S rRNA; mRNA cis splicing, via spliceosome. Gene Ontology annotation, cellular component: U4/U6 x U5 tri-snRNP complex.